AUGGCGCCCAGAGCCGACUGUUUCUUCCGGGUUCUGAAGACUCUGUUCUUAUUCCUGGCGCUACAGUCUAACCUCUCCUCCUGCCUGUACCAGCUCUCGCCUGGAGACGUGGAGAUGAUCCUACAGGAUGCCUGUAUCGUGGCCGGCGUGUUGCCCCUGGACGAGACGGUGGUGGCGGCCCUGGUGUCGCUGGAGCGCGCGUUCCGGUACGAGGGGGGAGUUGUGGUGGGCGUGAUUCAAGCGGACUUCAGGUGGGAUACAGGUGAGAAACUGAGGUGGGCAGACGAGAGGAAACUCCCAGGUGAGAGGAAGGAUGUGGCGUUCUUCCCCCGUACAGCGGAGGACAGGAACUGUCUCAUCCUGCCGCCCAAGGUCAAACCAAGGGCACACAUCUACACAGAGUCAAGGUCACCGGAGGUCAUGCUGGAGUUCAUCAACCAGAACUGCAACACUUACAGAACUCUAGAAGGAGACGUGUCUUUCCAAGGCCUUCACCGAGACGCAAUCCUGGAGAACAUCUUCCGUGUGGCUGACGUCAGCAGUUUCACCAUGGGUGUGAAGUUUGGACUGACCAACACUACAGAACAGUGUUCGGUCAACAGUACUAGUUACACAGGGCCUACAGAGGCAGAGACUUGUGGUUUGUAUGAUGGUGUACAAAGCCAUGAAGAGUUCAGGACAGUUGGUGAAUUUGAAACAUCUGAGUCUGUAACACUUCAUGUUGAAAAUGGUGCGAGAGAAAGAUCGGAGUCACCCAGUUCAGGAAAACAGAAAGUCUCAGACAGAAUGGCAGAGUGUGAGAGAAUACCUGUAGCUAGUCGAGCAGAAUUCUUCCACAACUACGUGAAGAGGUCGCGUCCCAUCAUAAUCACAGGAGCCAUGGAGCAAUGGAACGUUUUUGAAAAGUGGUCCAACGAUUUUCUGAGAGAGAGAUUCGGUAAGGAGGAGGUUCACAUCAAGCUGACGCCCGGAGGGGAGUAUGAGGGGGUGGAGGAGGCCUCCCUGUGGGAGGACUUUGGUACGUUCCAGAUCCCGCGCCACGUGAAAGACCAGCUGAUGUUCCCCGACCUGGUGGUGGUGCGCCCCGCGACCUUGAACCUGAAGUUUGGGAAGUUUUUGGACAUGAUUGAGGAGACGGCGAGGUCGGAGGUUAAGAACAUCUCAGCGUACCUGGAGUACUCCUCCAUUCCUCAGUACAUGCCGUCUUUAGAGGCUGACAUUCCAGGUUUCCCGUUUGUGAACUCCCUGCUGACCAGACGACACCUGAACAUGUGGCUCAGCGAUGGAAACACCCUCGGCAAGCUGCACUUCGACCCUUUCGACAACCUUCUCUGCCAGAUCAGUGGUAAGAAGGCGGUGAUCCUGUUUGAGCCCCAUGACAACUCUAAGCUGUACGAGGCCCACAUCCCGGAGGCCAUCCUGGGGUAUAACAACAGGACAGGAACCUUCCGCAGGAAAACCCUGCUGGACAGCACCUCCAUGGUCAUGUCUCCUGUGGACAUACUCAAGCCUAACUUCAAGAGGUUCCCCCAGUUUGCUGCUGCCCUGCCUGUGAACUGUACUAUAGAGGAGGGAGAAGUCCUGUACAUGCCUGCUCACUGGUGGCACAGAUACAGCACAAGGUUCCCCCAGUUUGCUGCUGCCCUGCCUGUGAACUGUACUAUAGAGGAGGGAGAGAGGUUCCCCCAGUUUGCUGCUGCCCUGCCUGUGAACUGUACUAUAGAGGAGGGAGAAAGGUUCCCCCAGUUUGCUGCUGCCCUGCCUGUAAACUGUACUAUAGAGGAAGGAGAUGUCCUGUACAUGCCAGCACACUGGUGGCACGAGGUCCAGUCUUACCCCAGCUCCUCUCAGCACAGAAAUCUUGCUAUCAACUUCUGGUAUGAGCCAUUCCUGACUAAAGAGUUCCCGUGUCAGACCUGUAGCCUAGAUGUGAACCCACACUACAGGCACCUGCUGGGCUGACCUUCAACCUUUAACCUACAACCCCACACUACAGGCACCUGCUGGGCUGACCUUCAACCUUUAACCUACAACCCCACACUACAGGCAGCUGCUGGGAUGACCUU
Branchiostoma belcheri (Belcher's lancelet) is the source of this 2066-nucleotide messenger RNA. RefSeq lists its product as uncharacterized. Lineage: Eukaryota; Metazoa; Chordata; Leptocardii; Amphioxiformes; Branchiostomatidae. Bases 1 to 1962 code for a protein of 653 amino acids. Gene Ontology annotation, molecular function: 2-oxoglutarate-dependent dioxygenase activity. The transcript is spliced from 10 exons. The record is from RefSeq and is a predicted model, not a curated record.